GAGUUUCCUCUGUGAGGGGAGCUGAGGCAGAUCAGCAGACCAGCCGCGGCGGCUGGAAGCACAGUAAAAACAGCAGCAGCAGGAGAAGAUGGGGAAACUUCAGGAGUUUGAGAUUACUCUAAAAGAUAAUAAAGUGGUGUACAGUCCGGGAGAGUCCAUCUCUGGAACUGUGAAGAUCACCACGGCCCAGCAGAUCCAGUGUAAAGCGAUCAAGGUGAACUGCCAGGGUUACUGUGGUGUGACCAGCAAGGCCAACGACACAGCCUGGACAGAAGAAGAGCAGUACUCCAGCAGCACUCUCUCUGUGGCAGAUAAAGGCACUCUGAAACAAGGCGAGACCACUUUCCCCUUCAAAUUUCUCCUACCAGCCACGGCUCCGACGUCAUAUGAAGGGCCUUAUGGGAGGAUUAUGUAUAGAAUUCGAGCCUUUAUUGACACGCCUCGCUUCGCUAAAGACUACCGGGCUGAGAAGCCCUUCUACAUGCUCAACAACAUCGACCUCAAUGACGUGCCAGACAUACAUGAGCCAAAUUCAACAUCUAUAUCCAAGAACUUCUCCUACAUGCUGGUGAAGAACGGGACGGUGGUGCUGGAGGCUAAAGCUGACCUGCGAGGUUAUACUCCGGGUCAGGUGAUUAAAGUGUCUGCUGAGAUCGACAACACACAAUCAGGAAAGUCCACAGGCCAUGUAGUGGCUAGUCUAAUGCAGAAAGUGACGUAUGGUUCAAAGAGGCCGACGACUGACCUGAGGACGAUAGCGGAGGUGGAGGGAGCCGGAGUGAAGGGAGGGAAAAAGGCGGAGUGGAAGGAGCAGAUUAUUGUGCCUCCUUUACCCCAGUCCUUUCUGGCUGGCUGUAACCUCAUCAAGAUCAACUACUUCAUUCAGGUCUCUCUGAAGUACCCGGAAAUGUUGCUAACUCUACCCAUCCACAUUGGAAACACUGCGGUUGACCCCAGCCGGCAGCUUCCUCCCAGACCACGCCCAACUCCACGGGCAGCUCCGUCUUCUCCUGCACCAGGUUCUCCUAAAAAGCCAGCCACAUCUCGCCCUGCCUCCACCAGCACACCUCCACAACCAGGUCCCAAGCCCGCCCCUCGCCCACGGCCUCGCAGCGCCUACGUCACCCCCAGCGCUCCUCCGCCGGAGCCGGACACGCUGGACGCGGGCGGACGCCAGAGCGAGGAGAUCCCAACCAAGGUUCACUCUCAGCAGCAGGGCGGUGGCUCCGAGGCGGCCGUGUCCCCCAACGCCUUCAGCUACGCUCCAGGCCUCAGUUUUCCACAGAGCCAGCGCACCAACAGCAGCAACGCCAACCCCUCAGCGCCACUCUUCUGCGUCUCCACAGGGGCCACCAUCCCGUUCUUCACGGAGGGGAACGCUGCACCCGUCCCGACCACGUGCCAUCUGGUGCUGCCUCCUGAUUACAGGAGCUCAUCUUAUCCACAUGAGGCUCCACCAUCUUAUGAAGACAGCUGCUCUAAUACAUAAAGGAUUUGUUUGCAGUGUUUACUGAAGAACAACACCUAAAACACACAUGCAGGGCUGGUCAUUCUUGCGGUUUUGGGACGAUGGGACCUUGUUCACACUGGAGGUCUGCGACUUUUGGGACGUUUUCAGCCACAAUGAGUUGGUGUCUGUGAUGCCACUCAUUUAAAUGUACAUUUUUUUCUUUGUAAUCUGUGUUUUUAAUAUUUGGAAAGCCCUCUGAAGGAAAAAGUCAUUAUUUUAAUUGUAUUAUGUUUAUUAUAAAUACUUAAAAAAGCAAUAAAUAAACAGUUGUAUUGUUUUAUUUUAUAAUUUAAGCUUAUUAAGUGAUCGGAAAGGGGCUUUUUAGUGCUUUCAGAUUGCAUAUUGACAAAAACAGUAAUGCUCCAAUGAGUUAUAAGAGUGGAAUUAAACUAUAUAUGUGCGAAUGUAAAUAUGGUCGAUGUAAGUGAUAUUAGAGCAAAAUUAGAGUGAUGGGAUAAAAGGAGGUUCUAAUACCCUGUUGGGCAUGAUUGGGCGUGGAGGUAUACAGGUUCUGUAUGGUAUCCUGCUGCACAUUUACCCAGAGCUGUAGAUGCAGCUGGGCCUGGAGAUCCUGCAUUUUUGUGUAUUACCAAAGCUGGCAUCCCAGCUGCACAUCCCAUCUUAAAAAUGCUUGAUUGUUGAUAAAUCUGGCAACCGGGCAGGCCAAGGAAGUGUUGCAAUCUCUCUGAGACUAUCUACAGUAUCACUGUGUGGAUGAGCAUUGUCCUGCUGAAAGCUUGCAGUUAAAAGUCCUGCCAUGAAAGGCAACAGAUAUGGUUCCCUUAGCAGAGUUUAGAUUUGUUUGAUUUGCACGUGUGUACGUUUGUAGGGCAGAUGUGGAAGCACUAUUUUGAGUGUGAAUAAGCCCUAAAGCCUUUUUCUUGCUGUUUAAGUUUCUGGUUUGGUUCAGUUUUGUUCUUAUCGCAUGUCUGUCAAAUAAUGUGAUUUUAAACCUUGUCUUAUUCACAGUGUUUCCAAACACACAACACAGCUGGGCUAAAAAGGAAAUGUGUCAUUUUGUAUUUACUCUAAUAUAUCCUCCUUUUUUCUACUUAAGAUAUUUAUAAUGAGUAAAAAACUCUGUGUUUGUCCAAAGAUAUUUACAUCACGUGGGAGUGUGGAAUAGAGAUUCUUGUUGUUCAGCACUAAAUACAAUAAUGUUCUAGAUACUGUGUUCUAAUAAAAAUGUUUUGUAAACCAAA
Astyanax mexicanus (Mexican tetra) is the source of this 2712-nucleotide messenger RNA. It is a transcript of the gene arrdc1a, whose product is annotated as arrestin domain containing 1a. The coding region runs from base 89 to 1489 and encodes 466 amino acids. NCBI's taxonomy places the organism in Eukaryota, Metazoa, Chordata, Actinopteri, Characiformes, Acestrorhamphidae. The transcript has 8 exons. Gene Ontology annotation, biological process: protein transport. Gene Ontology annotation, molecular function: ubiquitin protein ligase binding; ubiquitin-like ligase-substrate adaptor activity. Gene Ontology annotation, cellular component: cytoplasm. The record is from RefSeq and is a predicted model, not a curated record.